Messenger RNA from Anopheles marshallii, 726 nucleotides. RefSeq lists its product as uncharacterized. The transcript has 3 exons. NCBI's taxonomy places the organism in Eukaryota, Metazoa, Arthropoda, Insecta, Diptera, Culicidae. Bases 1 to 726 code for a protein of 241 amino acids. The record is from RefSeq and is a predicted model, not a curated record.
AUGGCUAAAGGAAACCACAAUCAACUAGCGAGUUGCGUAAUGAUCGCACUUUUCGUGGCCGGAAAGGUGCAAGGCGUUCCGAACGCAGUGCCAGGAACGGCGGGACCAGACCUAGUCCCGGAACGGAUCAAUGGAACACCGGUCGAAACGGGCAAAGAGGACGUUGUUACCACUGCCACCGGAGACGGCAACUCCCCAGUAGAUACAACUACUGAAAGCACGAGAACGACGACACAUGAUCGCGUUCUGUUCACCGACACGCCUGUCAUGGACGCUAUUACCAUCGUCUGGUAUCUGGCCACGUUCAUUGCUCUGGUAUCGUUUUUUCUGGUGAUGGCCUGUGCCGAUCGCAACCGGUGUGGGACACGCAAACCCGCCACGGAAGAGUUACAGCCACCGCCAACACCGGCCCCGUCCUACCGGCUGUUCGCACCGCCCAGCUACGAUACGCUCGAGUUCGAGAAGGAUAACGACAGCAUCUACAUUAUUCCGUACGAUACUCGCAUCGACAGUGACCAGCAUCAGCGGAAUGCCGAGGGCCUGGCAACCAACCUGGAAGACAUCAUCGAACCUCCAUCGUUACGGCGGCAACCGUCCAGUCAUUCCGUUCGUAUCAGUGAUAUUAGCGAGGAGGGUGAUGAUGUGCCAACGGUGAUUAUUGCAGUGAGGAGUGUUUCGGUACGAAGUAGUGACGCCACCGACGAGCAAGACGUCACCGCACUGUGA